Cyphomyrmex costatus is the source of this 716-nucleotide messenger RNA. RefSeq lists its product as uncharacterized. The record is from RefSeq and is a predicted model, not a curated record. NCBI's taxonomy places the organism in Eukaryota, Metazoa, Arthropoda, Insecta, Hymenoptera, Formicidae. Bases 125 to 670 code for a protein of 181 amino acids. The transcript has 3 exons.
UUCCCAACAUUUCGACGUAUUAUGCUUUAUACAGCCAUCGAAAGAGAAGUCACUUUUCUAUUCUCAAAAAGGACUGACAAAAUUGAGAGCAGAUGCAAUUCCUACGUUACAUUUAACGUUUGACAUGUCGGAAGUAGAAACUACUUAUUUUGAUAAAAGACCAUUACCAUUAAUUGAUACAUCGGAUACAUUAGAAUCAACAUGCAAUGACAUAUUAACUUCUGAAUCAAAGUGCAAUGACACAGCUGACACAUUUAGUGAUAAUAUAUCUGUGUCACAAGAAAUCCAAUUGAUUCACAAUACACCGAUACUAUCUACAUCUGAGGAUGUAACUGUUCUCUCAGAGAAACUUAAAAGUGUUCAACAGCAAUUAACAUUGGCACAAAAUAAAUUGCGCAUAUAUGAAGAGAAAGAGGAGAAAUGUAAUGAAAAUUUGGAAGCAAAAAUGUACGAUCUGCUUGGAAAAUCAUUUACACCGGGGCAGAUACGCUGCUUUCUAAAUCCAUCAAAAAAGUAUGUAACAUGGUCUUCAGAAGAUAUAGCAAAUGCCAUAUCGUUACGAUCUGUCAGUCCUAAAGCGUACCGAUAUUUGAGAAAUGUUUUGAGGAUACCUCUCCCUGGUUUAUCGACACUUAGAAGAUAUGCCUCAUCUUUUGAAACUAGUGCGUAACCACUUCGUCGACAAGGAGUUUCAUGUUAAUGGAACAAUUGUAAAU